UGGGAAAUGCAGUCUUCAGUUGUUGGAGAUCUGAAUACGAUUAACCUUAUUUUUUUUCGUAAAUAUUAACACAAGCAUACGCUAAAAAGUUUGGUGCUUAAAUUUUUAUAAUGAAGAACAUAGAACUCAAAAGUUGAGAUGCAAAUACUGUAAUAAGCCACAGCCAUGGAUAGAAGCAGCAGGUCAGAAUUACUACAGACCAUAGCCAGUCAACAGGAGCAACUGGGGAGAUAUGAAAAGAGACUUCGGGAUGUUGUUGAGGCUUAUAAAAGUUUGCACAAGGAGAAAGCUGCCUUAGAAGCAACCAUUCAGGCCUUGAGUUGUAGUAAAAAUGGAGGAGACAAAGCCAAGAAAGGAACAGAGUCUUCUCACGCAACCAGGCACAGUGGGGAACACGUUCAAGACCCAUUAGGAGCCCAGGAUCCAAAAGAGGUUGAGUCAAAGGACAAAACAGAUGGAGCAGAUGACAGGGAGGAAGGUGAUGACCAGGUGGCCACUCUGACCACCUCUCUGCAGACGCUAAUGCAGGAAAAAACUAAAAUGGAGACCAACUAUCAGGCCGAGAAGAAAAAGAUGAGGGCAGAAUAUGAUGAAAGGAUUAAAAGGCUGAAAGAAGAGUUGGAGCAAAAAGGAGAAAAAGAAGCAUCUUUACAAGAACAGUUACUGCAGUUGAAGAACCGACUAAGAAGUGACCAUGAAGAGAGAGAGAAGGAGCAGAAUGAUCAUGCAGUGAUGUUGAGAGAGCUACAGAAACUUUUGGCAGACGAAAGGAAUGCCAAGGAACACUUGGAAAACCAGCUUGAUGACACCAAGGAGCUUCUUGCAGACAGCAGAAGACAGCAGCCAGAGCUGGAACACCGGUAUGAGAAGAGGAUCACAGAUCUGUCUAAGGAGCUGGAACAUCUCAGGUCUCAGCUAAAGGCCUCAGAUGAAAAAUCUGAUCAGCCGUCCCCCCUGUUACUGGAGUUGCAGAAAGAGAUGGCUGAAAUGAAGGCACAGUACAAGCAGCAAGUACAACAGGAGCAAAAACGUGCCAAUGAGGCAGAAAGCAGACUUGGUCAGAUAGCUCAGCAAGGUGAGGAGAGGGUAUGCGGACUGGAAAACAAGCUGUCAGAACUCUCCGAGACAGUGGGAAACUAUGAACGGCUUCGCUAUCAGGACCAGAUAGCCAUUCAGAAACUGAAGGACAGGAUAGCUCAGCUGGACAUGGAAAACUCAGCCUUGACCAGGGCUGUCCACUCUGAAGUCACUGAUGAGGAUGAACGCAAUAUGGAUGUCCAAGGAUUGGCUGACAAGAUAGGGAAACUGAAAGAUCUUUUGAAAAUGGCCAAUGAGAAGUCGGAGAACCCUAUUAAUGUGCAAGAACUGUUCUUAAGUGGAAUCCAGAUAGAUGAUGACAGCCUUCACAAGAGGUGCCAUGAGGAGUUAGGCCAGCUUAAAGAGGAGUUUGAAAGAUACAAGCUCAGGGCUCAGUCAGUCCUGAAAAACAAGAGUGCCAAGGAUACAGCCAAUAACCAAGAAGUGGAAUCUUACAAGAGCCAGAUAGCAGAGCUGAAGGACCGUAUUCGCCAACAGAGGGCAGACAAAGAAGAAAUGGAGUUAGAUUACAAACAGCAAGUAGCCGGGUUACAAAGGACCUUGGCUCAGAUGGCAGAGGCCCACAAGGCUGACCUAGCCAGCACAGAGAUGGACCAUCAACAGAAGAUGACCAGCUUAGAGCAACAGAUACAGAAACAGCGGGACAGGACUGUGGCUCUUCUUGCAGAGAAAGACCGCGAAAUAGACCAACUUCGGUGCAGUAUACCUGGAUGGAGGCCAACUGAACGACAGGGAUCGUUAGGAUCGGAAGAAAAUGAGACUGAGGAGAGUGUUGCUGUGGAGAACUUGCUAUCACAGUUUCCAAGUUCUCUACAGAAUGAAGGAACGUUGUUGCAUUUUGCUCAAGAACAGGCUAGGAAAGUGGUCGAGAACAGCACACUCAGGAAGCAGAAGCACCAGGCUGAGCAAGCUCUCCGUGAGGUGCAGCAAAGUUUCAUGGCUAAGGAGGAACACUAUGUUGAGCAAAUUGAGUUUCUGAAGGAAGAAGUGAGGAAAUAUGAAAGGAGCAAGUCAAGGGAAAGUGCAAAUCUGGAGUAUUUGAAAAAUGUGGUUUAUAACUAUAUGAUAUGCAGGGACAGUGUGGGCAAACAGCAAAUGCUGAAUGCAAUAGCAACCAUCUUGCAAUUCAGCCCCAAAGAGAAGCAACGGGUGCAGAAACAUUUGACAGCCUGGUGGGGGUACUAUACUUCUUAUUCCUCAACAAAGUAGGAAUUUUUUUUUAUAGGGUAGGGCUUUGAAUUUUCAUGUCUGUUGUCAUUUUCUGUCUCAGUGGACCGGAAAUAAUGACAUCAAGUACACAAUUAAAGCAUUUAUAUCAAGAAUUCAGAGUAAGCUGUAUAAUGAAAAGCUGGGGUAUGAAAAACAAAGAUAUAAAAACACUAUGGUUAGAAUUUAUUAUUUUAAAAAUUAAACAUACUUUUGCUUCUUAAUGGAAAGUGGGUUGUGUUGUAAAAAAUGUAGAUGAAAUAGCCUUUUGCCCAAUAUUUAACAAAAUGAGCAAGUAAUGAAUGUUUAAAAGAACCAAAGUCCAAUUCAAAUGUUGAAGGGAAGAUGGCGCCACUGGAUUGCUUAUUAUUUGUUCUGUUUGGAAACAAGAAAAUUACAUUUGCUACCCUUUAGGAUAACUUAGUCAGUAAUGGUAAUAGGGACCAUCCUUAGACUAAAAGCUUCAGGUGUUACAGGAUCUUUUUUAAUGUGAUAUUCUUAACAUAACUCCAACCCAGGGGAUGUAUACAGUACUAUGUGCAUGGAUUUAAAGUGUUAUGAAUUUGGACCUAUAUAGCUUAUUUGUCGUUAAAAUGCGUUAUGGGGUUGUAAUUUUGAAGUUUUCAACAUUGUUUUCAGGUUAUGGGUAUCAAAAUGGGGUGUGAGAAAAAGUUCUGCUCACAUACUAUCAAAUUGGUUCUGGAUUCUUUGUAUAGGAAUUUAAACUAAUUUUUCACGUUCUUGGCUGUAAUGGGUACAAUACAAAAUAAAUAUUUUUAUGGCCAAUUGAAAAAUGUCUUGAAAUGUUUGGAACAUGAAGUGUUUUCCAAAAAGGUAAUGCUGAACAAUUAUUAAAAAGAAACAUUUUAUUGUGUAAAGUUUAUUUUUAAGCAACAAUCAUGGCAGUCAAAAAAUAUAACUGCAAAUGAAUAGGGAAAGAACCAUAUUAUAAGCUAUAUGUAAAUCAACAACCAUGCAUUUUUUAUGUAAAUUGAGAUUUUAUACCACCAGACGUCAAGUUGCAUCAAUAAAGCUGCAGUUUACUUCUCUCUGUCAAA
This is a messenger RNA of Lingula anatina, 3362 nucleotides long. RefSeq names its product GRIP and coiled-coil domain-containing protein 1. Lineage: Eukaryota; Metazoa; Brachiopoda; Lingulata; Lingulida; Lingulidae. The record is from RefSeq and is a predicted model, not a curated record. Gene Ontology annotation, cellular component: Golgi apparatus.